Lodderomyces parapsilosis is the source of this 2784-nucleotide messenger RNA. RefSeq lists its product as uncharacterized. The coding region runs from base 1 to 2784 and encodes 927 amino acids. The record is from RefSeq and is a predicted model, not a curated record. The transcript has a single exon. Lineage: Eukaryota; Fungi; Ascomycota; Pichiomycetes; Serinales; Debaryomycetaceae.
AUGACAUCUCAAAGAGAAUGUAUACAGACUUUACUAGAGCACUUUCACCAAGUUGUUUCAUCAGAGAAUAAUGACUUGAUCGAGAUCCUUGGAAUUGCAAAGCAAUUGAAAUCCAACUUACCACCCAAUACCCCCUUCACAUUAUCCUCAAUAGUUAGAGGUUUAUAUACCAAAAACAACCAGCUUUUGUCGCUAGUUAUCCAUGCUAUUCAUGGUUUUCAGCAAUACGGUACAGAACAAUUCAAGAACUUCAUAAAUGAAUUAAUACUAUGGCUAGAAGAUGACAAUAUUAUAUUGUUUGAGAAAUACACAACUCAAUUGAAUACUGUGGUUGUUGAUGACACUACAACAUUAAAGAGACUACUUGGUCCCAUAAGCAAUUUGAAGAACUAUUCAAAUUUUAUCAACAGUUGUACUCAAUACUUAAGAAAUCCAUUUGUACUUGAAAAACUAGCAACGCUUUCAAAACAUUUACGGGCCAUAUAUGACAAUCAUGAGUACAUGUCACAAUCGAAGGAGUUGAACGACAUCCAGUUCUCAGGUAUUCAAUCAUUCACUUCAACUGUGCUCAAACAAAAGGAACUUGUGUCGAGUUAUUUCAAGACCGAUCAAAUAAUACGCAGAACUGCUCAUGCUCGUAUUCUACUCGAUGGGGGUGAAACCGAGUUGUUGCUUCUUGAUUUGAUUGGCACUGGCGACUACAAUGCGUUGGCUAUUUUAGAUAUUACAAAGGACAGUCGAUGCAAAACACGCAGAACGUUGAAAUACCCUCCCUUUAGAGUCAAUGAAUUAUCCUUAUCUCAUUCGACCGGAACCAUUGAUUUAAAAGCAAUAAAUUUUCUGUCCACAAAUGGUGCAGAGGGAUCAAUGCUGAUACAAUUUGAAGACCAUGAUUUAUGUGCAAAGUGGGCCAGAUACCUAUCAAAACUAUUCCCUUUGAAACGUGAUAACUCUUCAAUAAGUGAAAAGUUCUUGAUACAUUCGGAAUCAAGCUCUUACAGCAUGUCAGGGUUGGGGAUAAAUAUUGUGUCUGACGCAGAACUUGUACCAAAGGAGGCAAUUACUCAAUUGUCAAAAAGUCCCACUUCUUUCAAAGAAUUAUAUGACUCGCCAGCACCCUCUCCAACAAAGACCAGGGCUAGUUCAGAGUCAUUGAGAUCACAGUAUGACAAGUCAUUACCAAUUAUGAAGAAGGUGAUUACAGAGCAGCGUGUCAAUGUGGAUGACAAUAAUGAUCAUGAUGAUGAUGAUGAAAAAUUGUUUCAAAUUAUCAAUCAAAGGAAAUAUUCUGACGAUUACCUGAAUGAUGCAGAGAGACCGAAAUCUUAUCAAGCGGAAUACUGCUCACCAGAGAGUGUACAAUCUACCGAUAAUGAUAUCAUUGAUGAAAAGCAGAUCGAGCCUCCCAAGUUGUAUCUGAACACGUUUUCAACAUCAGCGCCAGAUCUAGGAGAAAAGCCAAGAAUGUAUCAGUUGUCAAGUGGGUCCGCUAUUGAUAUUUCCAAGUUUGGACAGUCAUAUCAACCAAAUUUUAGAGGAUGCAUAGAGAGGAAGCCAAGAAGAAAGUCGAUACUAACUUUCUUCAAAAAGUCGUCUAAAGUGGAUUUAAAUGAAUCACAAGAAACUUUGGCGCAGACAACUAAGGAGGAAACCGAGACACCACAAUCGUCUCAGCCUGCAGUAACUAAAGACGAGACAAACUCUCCCAUAAUUGACUCAAAUCCGGAAAAGACCAUGACCAGAUCAGUUUCCAGUGUUCCUGCUCCGUUUGCUUUACCAUCAUCAACUUCCACGUAUUUUUUUAAGCCACAUGUUAAUGCAUCAGUAACCAGUGCAACCAAGCAAGAGAAUUUAACAAUUCCAGCGGAAUUGAAAAAUUCCAUUAAUCUGGAAACAACGACUGAUGUCUACAUCUCGGAUUCUUCUCCUAAAGCAAUCAAGAUCUCCAAAUGGAAGCAACAAUAUGGGAAAUGGGAGAUGGUUACUGCUGCGGAAAGCAUUUUUGUAAAGAUAGCUGUCAAUCAAGAGGCACAAAAGAGUUGGUUUCUUGUGUUUAAAGAAGAAUACGAUGAAAGCAUUGAGGAUGUUAUCGACAAACCUGUGUUGAUACUUGACAUUAACACAAGCACAGAUAUUAGAUCAUCUUCAGGAUCUGAUAUACAAAUUCAAACAAAGAAUUCAAUUAGUAAGGAAACAAUGCAAGUAAUGAUUAGGUGUUCCAAAGGAGCGCUCAUUUCUGAAAUUGCCAGCAAUCUUCAAAGUUCAAUAAAUUCCAUAACUACACCUACACGCAAUCAUUAUUCGUUGAGCUCCUCCCAGCAACCUUCAAACAACACAUUGUCUUCGUCAUUGAUGGAUAAUCCCAGCAAAUCAUCCACCUUCACCAGCCUAAGCUCAUUGUCGAAUUCAAUUGGCGAUGACUUGUCCUAUGCAUGUAUGAUGAAUAAUCCGAACGCGAUUCAUGCCAGGCAGAUUGAAAUGACUAUUCGUUUGCAAAAACAACUACAAUCUUACUCUCAGCGCAAUAGUCCAUCAUCGUGGGAGAUUGUGUCAAUGAUGGAUCUAUGUGUUGACAAGAUUGUUGAUCACCAGCAAGUUGUGUAUCACUUACUGUUGACCAGUGCAAGUGAUGUAAUAAGCUGGGUAAUCCCCAAUGAUAAGAAAAGAGAAAUCAUUGAAAAGAUAGGCAAGGCGGGACUUUUAAUCAAGCUAAGUGAGACAGAAAUCUACAUGCUUGAAUGUAGAGGCAAGAAAGAAUUCAAACAAUUGUAUGAAAUAUUUUAA